Messenger RNA from Cottoperca gobio, 850 nucleotides. RefSeq names its product protein Bouncer-like. The record is from RefSeq and is a predicted model, not a curated record. Gene Ontology annotation, cellular component: membrane. The coding region runs from base 58 to 567 and encodes 169 amino acids. The transcript has 2 exons. NCBI's taxonomy places the organism in Eukaryota, Metazoa, Chordata, Actinopteri, Perciformes, Bovichtidae. Gene Ontology annotation, biological process: sperm-egg recognition.
CAGGUUCCUCAGGUUGACACAACUUCACUCUUUCUGGAGGUUUUUACAUACAGGAAGAUGGGAUCACAGACAAAGAGCAGUCUGGACAUCCAUCUGUUGGGGCCACUCUGGAUCCUGACCUCCGUCCUGCUGGCCACGGCUCUGGUCCUCCCCGCUGUGAGUCUGGACAGCCUGCUGUGUUACUACUGUCCUCUGCAGCACAAAGGCAAGUCCUGCCCCAACUUCACCAGCCAGUGUCUGCCCGAUCAGCGCUGUUCCAGCUCCAGAGGACACUACGGCUCGCUCCACAUCCUGUCUGCUCAGGGCUGCGUGGACACUGAACUGUGUGGCUCCCAUGAAAUCACCUCUUAUCGGGGGGUCAAGUACAACGUCAGCCACACCUGCUGCUGCAAAGACAAAUGCAACAGCCGACCAAAGUCUGACGUCAACCUGAAGAUGCUACUGGGGAUGCUCGCACACAAACUACAUUGCCCUAACAUGCUUAAUGAUCUUAGAGAGGAGUUUAGGGAUUCAUGUGCAAAUUACACAUCUUCAAAAAGAUCCACACUUCCUGUCACUGCAUCAUAGAAGUGUUUGCAGGAGGCUCGGGAGAGGCCUGUUAGCCAUAGGCACUUACCUGAGCCUCCAAAAGCUCACACAUAUUCGGUCAAAUGUGUGUAUUUUUGCUAAAUGAAUGUGUAAAUAAGAAACAAAAUGCAACGUCACCAGUGUUUUAUGUGAUUAUAUGUUUACUCCAGAGAGAUAAGGGUGGACUUGUCAGCCAUCCUCCUGGUAUGAUUGAGUAAAUGCUGACAUUAUUUCUGUGGUUACUGUUGCAUUCAGCAAAAAUAAAAGAACCAUGAUUAAGCCA